AUGGAGAUUCUUUUGUGCUUCUUGAGUUCGUCAUUCCAGUAUCCAGUUGUGAAAAUUGGUACAGAAGAUCAAUCUUUUAUUGACUCUGUUAUGCUUUUGAAAAUGGAUCUGAGCUUCUCUUGUCCAGUUGCUAAAAUUUCAAGGACAUCUGCUCUUCAAAUUGCACUCUGCAAAGAAAUGGUGCAAUGGACUCGUGCUGAGAAGUGUAUGUUCUUGAGGCAGAGAGUUGAGGUAAGGCUUGCAGCACUUCUAAUGGAAAAUAAAGAGUUUUCAAAAGUUUUGACUUUACUCUCCAGCUCGGUCAAAGAGGUUAGAAGAUUAGAUGACAAGCUUCUACUUGUAGACAUAGAAUUACUGGAAAGCAAGCUACACUUCUCAUUAAGGAACCUUCCAAAGGCAAAAGCUGCACUCACAGCAGCAAGAACAGCUGCAAAUGCUAUUUAUGUGCCGCCGGCACAGCAAGGUACCAUAGAUCUGCAGAGUGGACUACUGCAUGCUGAGGAGAAGGAUUAG
This is a messenger RNA of Arachis stenosperma, 513 nucleotides long. Its product is annotated as 26S proteasome non-ATPase regulatory subunit 11 homolog. NCBI's taxonomy places the organism in Eukaryota, Viridiplantae, Streptophyta, Magnoliopsida, Fabales, Fabaceae. Gene Ontology annotation, molecular function: structural molecule activity. Gene Ontology annotation, cellular component: proteasome regulatory particle, lid subcomplex. The transcript is spliced from 4 exons. The record is from RefSeq and is a predicted model, not a curated record. Gene Ontology annotation, biological process: ubiquitin-dependent protein catabolic process. The coding region runs from base 1 to 513 and encodes 170 amino acids.